Messenger RNA from Conger conger (European conger), 944 nucleotides. RefSeq names its product RING finger domain-containing protein. The coding region runs from base 163 to 783 and encodes 206 amino acids. NCBI's taxonomy places the organism in Eukaryota, Metazoa, Chordata, Actinopteri, Anguilliformes, Congridae. The record is from RefSeq and is a predicted model, not a curated record. Gene Ontology annotation, molecular function: ubiquitin protein ligase activity. Gene Ontology annotation, biological process: protein ubiquitination. The transcript is spliced from 2 exons.
GUUUGGCCUCCUGCAACCCUGGCGUGACAGUUGAGGACAAGUAGAAGACUGGUGUGGCUCCCGAGAUGGGAAAAGCUCCAGGUCUCUACAACAGAACCACUCUAGUAAUACCAGCAGUGCUCGGAGCCCCUCAGUACACCCUGCCCAGCUCUGAGUGUCUCCAUGGCAGAGGUUCCAGGCGCAGUGCAGCCACCGCAGCAGGAGCAGCAGACCAGCUCUACGGAGGCAGCUGAAGUGGAAUGUCCCAUCUGCUACCAGGAAUACAACCAGGGAGGGAAGUGCCCCCGUAUGCUGGAGUGCCUGCACGUAUUCUGCACCGAGUGCCUACAGAGGAUCCAACUGUCGCCCAUCCAGCCUCCGGAUCCCCACAGCCCCCCAUCAAUCUCCUGCCCACUGUGUCGCCACCCCACCCCCCUGGAGACUGGGGACGCUCAAGCCCUCCCCUGCAACUCUCGCAUUUUGGCCCAGCUGCCUCCCCUGGCGUUCCGCAUGCCGGUCUCCGUCUCCAGCCGUCUGACCACCAUCACCCAGCGCGUGGUGCUGUCCCUGGACUCCCGGGACGCUCGCUUCAUCAUCCUGCCCACGGUGAGCCUGCGUGUGGAGCAGAUGGGGACAGGGGAGGAGCAGCACCCCACCGCUCCCUCUGCUGGUGCUUUGGAGGGGCAGCAGGAGCCGGGCCGGGCCCUAGUGUGUGUUCAGCUGCUGGCCCUCAUCUUCUGGAUCCUCUUUGUCAUGGCCUGUGUGGUGGGAGUCGUCUUUGGGCCAAACUUCUUUCGCAACUAGACCAAGGAUCACAAAAUGGAAAAGGCAUAGUUAUACUCAAAUAUUUCCUCCGGUGAAAUUAUUAUUAGUUUCCUUUUGGACUCAAAUCACAUAGGAGAGGGUAUAGCCACCUGUCUGUAUUCCACAUUGACCUCAAUUACUGUCUGCACUGUUUACAAAAA